This is a messenger RNA of Hydra vulgaris (swiftwater hydra), 1379 nucleotides long. Its product is annotated as 3-hydroxyisobutyryl-CoA hydrolase, mitochondrial. Gene Ontology annotation, molecular function: 3-hydroxyisobutyryl-CoA hydrolase activity. Lineage: Eukaryota; Metazoa; Cnidaria; Hydrozoa; Anthoathecata; Hydridae. Gene Ontology annotation, cellular component: mitochondrion. The record is from RefSeq and is a predicted model, not a curated record. Gene Ontology annotation, biological process: L-valine catabolic process.
AGCUGAAUGUAGCUAUUUAAAAAUCAUCCAUAUUUAUUUGAUUUUUAUUAAUACCUUUUGAUAAAUUUAAUCAGUUUAAUUAAACUGACCUAUUGUUUUGUCAUUGAAGUGAAGCUCAAGAAGAAUACAAAGAAUGUUUUCUCCUAUAAAUGUCAGAAUAUUGAAGAACUGUUCGAAGUUACCAUUCAGAUUCUUUUCAGUAACAAAAAAUUUGUGCAGCAACUCAGAAGAUGAAGUUUUAUUCGAAAUCCACAAUCGAACUGGUUUGAUAACUUUGAACAGACCAAAGGCUUUAAAUGCUUUAAAUUUAAAUAUGGUUCGAACUAUACAUCCAGUCAUUAAGGAGUGGGAAAGCAAUCCAUUAAUUGAAGCGAUUGUUAUGAAAGGUGCUGGUAGCAAAGCAUUUUGUGCUGGAGGAGAUGUCAGAGCAAUUGCAGAAGGUGGUCCAGGAUGUGAGUUAUCACAAGUUUUCUUCAGAGAAGAAUAUCGAUUAAACUCAGAAAUCGGAAAUCUUAAAACACCAUUUGUAGCUCUAAUUGAUGGAAUUACAAUGGGUGGGGGUGUUGGUUUGUCAGUUCACGGAAAGAAUCGUGUAGCAUCCGAAAAUACCUUGUUUGCUAUGCCAGAGACUGCUAUAGGUUUUUUUCCUGAUGUUGGAGGUGGCUAUUUUUUGCCAAGGUUAAAAGGAAAGCUCGGUUUGUUUUUAGCUCUUACAGGACAUCGAUUAAAAGGAAGAGAUGUUUAUUUUGCUGGCAUUGCAACUCAUUAUGUUACUGCUAAUCAAAUUCCAUAUUUAGAAGAAGAAAUUUUGAAAUUAAAUAAACCUGCAGACAGAAUACAAGAACUUUUAAAUUCAUACCAUAAAAAGUGUGAUGAUUACAAUACACAUUUCUCGUUAAAUCAACAUUUAGAAACAAUUGAUAAUACAUUCUCAGCCCCCACAUUAGAGGAAAUAUUUUUACGUUUACAAGAAAAUAAGUCCGACUGGUCUAAAAAACAAUUCGAGGUUCUUAAAAAGUUGAGUCCGUUAUCUUUAAAAGUCACAAUGAAACAAAUUGAAAAAGGAGCAGUGUUGAGUUUAAAUGAUGUUCUUAAAAUGGAGUAUCGUAUUUCUCAAAGAUUUAUGGAAGGACGCGACUUCUUUGAGGGAAUUCGCUCUGUGCUGGUAGAUCGUGAUAAUUCUCCAAAAUGGCAGCACAAGUCUUUAGAUGAAGUUUCAGAAGAUUUAGUUUCCUCCUUUUUUACUUCAUUGCCGUUCGGCAGAGAACUUACAAUUUAGUCCUUGGUUUAAAAAAAAAAACGAAAUUUUUUCUGUAUUUAGUAGCAAAUAAGAGUACUUGAUAACAUAACAAUAUUUAAUAUAGUUUUUUCGAUCACAA